Molecule: messenger RNA, 2599 nt
Organism: Thlaspi arvense
Lineage: Eukaryota; Viridiplantae; Streptophyta; Magnoliopsida; Brassicales; Brassicaceae
Source: the annotation of a GenBank genome assembly
GUCGAAGAGAACACGCUGCGUCUGACUUGUUCUCCUCUCUCUCUCUCUCUCUCUCUCUCUGUCGCAUCCCACUCCGUUUUUUCUCUCUCUGCCAUCUUAUUUUUCUCCAACCAGUAAUAUUCAUAGAAACCAGAAACAGACGCUAAUUUGGAAAAAUUCAAAAACUCAAACAUCUUGUGAUUUGAGGGAGGAGAGAGAAACACAGAGAGAGAGAGAAGAAUUCGAAUUCGCAAUGUCGUGGUUGAGAUCGGCGGUGCACAAAGCAGUGGAAGUCGGCGGGAAGAACAAUCUCACCCGCACCGUUCGAAAUUACGCCGAUUCCGUCGUCCUUACCGCCGGCAAUGCUGUUUCCGAAGGGGCCAAGCUCAUCCAGGACCGCAUCGGAUCGAGGAACGUGAAGAGCUUCAGCCUCGCGGUGAAGAGGCUAGAAGAGGUUUCCGUCUCUUCCAGGGGCGGCGAGAGAGUGCAGCUGCUAAGAAGGUGGCUCGUCGCUCUUAGAGAGAUCGAGAGAAUCUCUGAUUCGUAUUCCGAUAACAACAGUCUCAAAACCGACGAUCAGAAUCAACCUAAUCCCGACGAAGCCAAGGAUUCUCCCAAAAACUUCAGCACCGUGAGUAACCCAAAUCCUCAUGUCUCUCUGCAUUAUUAUAACCAUGUUGGGGGCUUAUCGUUUGUGAAAACUGGACAGGUUUAUUACGUUGAUCCUGGAUUGCCUGGUGAGCCAAUGACUUUCCGCGACGUGUUUCUUCACAGUGAGGCGCUUGAAGGGAUGGUACUGUCUAUGAUUCUUGAAGCACCAAAUGAGGAAGAAAUCCAGCUGCUUCUGGAACUGUUUGGGCUCUGUUUGUCAGGAGAGAAGGAAGUCCACCAGGCGGUGAUUCAAAAUGUUCAGGACUUGGCAACGGUGUUUUCGAAAUACAAGGAUGAAGUUCUGCUCAGAAUAGAUACUGAGGCCCAUACUCUGAUGGAGACACUCGAUAAGACCAAGGUCAAGGUUCUCGAGCAGGCUUCAAAUGAAGAUAGCUCAAAAACCGCUGGAACCAACAAUGCUGCAUCUACAGAGGCUCUCAGAGAAAUUCUUGAACAAGUUCGCACUUUUUCGAAGCUAGAAGCACUCUUGCUGAAGAAAAAAUCAUUAGGAAAUGGUGAUUCCCUUCAACGACACAGUGAGAAGGUUGAUAAACUGAAAGUUCUGUCAGAAUCGUUACUCAAUUCUACCUCAAAAGCCGAAAAACGAAUCGUGGAUCAUAGAAGCCAGAAAGAAGAAGCUCUUAGCUACCGAGUUUCCAAAACUAAUGAAGUCAGCCAGCUGGAGAAGGAUUUAGCGGCAGAGCUAAAACAACUUGAGAUUUUGAAGGAUGAUCUUGAAGCUGAGCUGAAAAGAGUCAACACCUCAAUAACGUCUGCUCGGGGUCGUCUUCGCAAUGCCAGAGAAGAAAGUGAGCAGUUUGAUAAUGCGAGUAAUGAAAUUCUUAUGCACCUGAAGUCAAAGGAAGAAGAGCUGACUCGUUCGAUAUGUUCAUGCCGAGUAGAGGCAGAUGUUGUAAAUAAGUGGAUCAAGUUUUUGGAAGAUACCUGGAUUAUCCAGUCUAAUUUUGCUCAACAAAAGGAAAAACAAGUGAGUGGGGAGAUGGAGAGAUAUGGUGAUCAUUUCAUCGACCUGAUUGUUCAGCUCCUCUCUUUCUACAAGGAACAGUUGGAUCCUUCUUUACCAAAGAUUCGAAGAGUUGUCGGAAAUCUGGAACCAAGUAAAGGGUUAGAAACAGAAAAAAAGAUAGAGGAUAAGGAUGGAAAGCCAAUCGAUUCUAGAAAACAGCUUGAGAAGGAGUAUCUGGACCUCGAAGCUAAGUUUGUAACAACACUAAGUGUGGUAGAUGCGAUGAAAAAGCCAUUCUAUUCACAGACGGAAGGUAUCACCAGGAAAGACGAUAAAAGAGUGAAAGAGUUAUUUGAGGCAUUGGACAAAACAAGAGAAGAGUUUGAGUCUAUCGAACGCCCGCUUCUGGAUAUCGAGUCUCCUUCAAGGACAUCCUCUUCUUCACGCUCACCGUCCCUGAAAAUGAGUCAAGAGAUUCCACUUUCCGACAAAGUCCUGAAAGAAUCUGGUGAUGAUGGUUCGCCAGACAGUGCAAAGAAACAGCUCGAGCUGGAACUGGACGACGGAGAAGAGUUCUUGGCAGAUGAAAUCAAUGACUGGGAAUUCGACGCUCUUGAUGACACUCACCUCAAAGGCCAAUAGCUGAUGACCCCAAAAUUUUGCAAAGCGGAUGAUGGAGGAAGAGGAGGAGUAUAUCUCUAUUACACUAACUGAAAGGUUCUGACUUUCCAGAGUUACAUAAAACAUAUAAAAGGAAAUUGUAAGUUUCUUUUCCUUCUUUUUGAAUUUUUCUAAUUUGAAAUAUGAUCAAAUGUAGAUACAGUAUAUUACCUCCUUGUACUGUAUACUCUUACCUCUCCCGACAUAUUUUUUGUCUUACCUUCUUCGAAUUAUACAUAUUUAUACAGUUUUCCUCUUUCAUUUUCGUUCCUAUUUGAGUAUUUAUUAACAUCUUAUGUCAUAAACUAUAGUAUAUGAUGGCAAAUGAUCUAAAUGCCUUGU